AUGAUGAACGUCCACCAGUCCCCGCUUCCUUUACCCUUUCAAGUGCCAAAGAGAGUGCGUGUAGAGGCUGUGCUUAACUCCUUCAAAGCAAAUGACAUAGCCUCUGGCUUCCAUUUCUCAGCUUCAUCAAUGACACACAAGGAAGUUAAAUUUCUGUCUGUUCAGCAGACAGCAAAGAAAUUCUCCCAUAAAGCUCCUACUUUGUGGCAUUUUAUUGGCUGUCUCCUUUUGGCAACAUUUACCCCUGGGGAAAUUGUUGAACUGGAUAAAUGGGAGGACAUUGACGAUUUGGAAAACGAAAAUAAUGAUGACAAUGAUUGCUGGUUAUUAGAUUCUAGUGGCCUCCCACCUUUGUCUCAAAGGAGCCGAUCCCAUAGUGAGAAGCGGCAGUAAGGAUUCCAGUCUUAUCUUACACCAAGUGCACUGAGUCCAGUUGCUUGCUGAGAGCCAAGGACAGUAAGUGGUGUUAUG
Molecule: messenger RNA, 471 nt
Organism: Cantharellus anzutake
Lineage: Eukaryota; Fungi; Basidiomycota; Agaricomycetes; Cantharellales; Hydnaceae
Exons: 4
Source: RefSeq, a predicted model, not a curated record